AACUGAACGUGUUUUACUUUUGGUCGCCUUAAUACCGCGUUCGAGGCAACAACUCUUCAAGCCAAGUGUUCCAUAGUUUUAUUCGUAUAACACCAUCGCGCAGACCAGUAGAAUUCGAUAUUCUUUCUGCAUGGGGAAAUAAAAAAAAUUAUAUUGAUAUUGAGUGAAAUCUAAAGAAUAAUCAAGGUGUCCAAACACAUCCUCGGUUUUUAAACAAGAAAAGAGUACAAAAAAAAAAAAAACAACUCAAAAAGAGGUGAUUAAGUGAAUUGAUAAUUUGUUUGCUCAAUUGGCAUAAAAGAAAAUCCCAAAUAAAAAACUAAGACGUAAUAACAGAAAAUUUAACAAAAGCAUCACCUCCACUGGUGAACAACACCCAGUGGAACAACAAAAAGUGAUAUAAAGUAACAUUUACUAAAAAAGAAACAGAAAAGGAAUUUGCACAAGAAAUAAAAUUCCUCACCACAACAUCUUUGCCACGGAAAGCCACUUAGCUACCGCCACAAACACAUACGAGGAUUGACAAUCCAUAAUUUUUGAGGGAAGUUGCAUCUAAGACUCUUUGAAGAGCAAGUUUAGAGGUUCCCCUACAAUUUCAUUGUUCCUUUCAAACGGUGAAUUAAAACCAAGAUCAAAAUGGCAUUCAGCGUUGACAUCCAAUCCAGCCAAUCUCGGCCCCAAGCCAACCACAACAACAACAACCAACAACAAUCUCUACAAGAACGCAGCAAGAAACUUGCAACAAUUCCCGUCUACUAUCUCAUUAAGACGGGAAUCCGAUCAAUUGUCCAGACAAACGAUCCAAACUAUAACGAUAACGACAAGCUCGGAAAGUCCAGAAAGUAUAAUAUUGAUGAUACAGGAACCACAACACCCACUACCCAUGCAAACUAUACAAAAUCCAACCAAGUUACCCAUGAUUCGAAAGCCUGCAUUGCAAUCUUGUCCGGAGCCCAAGGCAACAUUGUCAACAAAUCAACCAUUGCAAACCAAGAAUCGAACCACAGUGUUAAAAAUACCAAGUCAAACUUCGAAACCAAGAAUAUUUUUGCUUACCAGGCCUGCGAAUACGCAACUGGUUCGGAAAGCUUCUCCACAAAUAGCGGAAGUCCACCAGAAAAGUUCAAAUCUGGUGUCGGCUGCCCCAGAAAGUUCCCUGAGGGCAACGCCAAGGAUAAUAAGAAUACCCUUUUUGACCAAGUCUCAAAGCAACGUAAAGAUAAACACCAGUCCAGAGACCAAGAAUUCCCAGAAGUUCAGUCCAAGUCCCAGUACAAUACCUCUAAAGAAUUUAGACCAGUUGAUAAGUGUAAGCAAGAAUUGGACAGCGAAAUCAGAGCCCAAGUCGAAAGAUUCUUUAAUAAUCAAACAGGAGAUAAUUCAAUAUCCUCAUACCAAGGAUAUUUGCCAGGAAAGCGUCAAACAACCAAUACCAAUACAAGAAUAUACAGUGAGGCAGAAGCCAUCGUCGACAUUGGCAUCGAUGGCCGGCAUAGAGUUGACAGGUGCCGAUAUGUGCCCUACAGCAGCGGAUAUGAGUGGAGCAAUGCCGCCUACUGCUACAGUUGAAGAGAUAAAUGUUCCGGUAUUCAUAGAUGAGUACUUGCAGCAAGCCGCAAUAUCGACUUUGUCAGCAACAACUUCAAGCACUUCAGUUACAACAUCAAAUAUUAAUAACAGCAAUAGCAAUACCACCAACAACAACAACAAUAGCACUAUUAAUUACAACAACCGCUAUAACAGAAUUACUAGUGACAGUGGUAAAGAAAGUAGCAGUAACACUGAAGUGAAUCAUCAUUGCUUGGAUACCUUUGAAAAUUUUGAAUUCGAUAUUGAACUGUUGACGGAAAAUAAAAGCAAAGACCAGGACAAGGCAUCAACUGGGCAAUUGUUACAGAGACAAUUGUCAGCAGAUGAUAAACAUCAUCUAAAUCAAUCUACAACAACAAAUCUACUUGAUCAUCUUAUUCCCUACGAUAUUGAAGAAGGAACGGAUACGGAUACGGAUACCGAAAAGCAAAAGCAGCAAUUGCAAAUGAUGCUGGAUGAAAUAUUAUUUGGCAACACAGAACAACAAAGUUGCUCUAACAACAACAACAACAACAACCCUCUUAAUAAUAAUAACAACAACUGUGCUACCCUUAACCCCAACACCAACUCCACUGCAAUGGAUUUUAAUAACGAUAAUUUCUUUGGUGACUACAAUUGCGGUGACAUCUUUGAUUUUCCACCCACCAGCCAAAACUUAAACGAUGAUAAUUUAUUUCCUGAUGAUUUCGCUAGCAUUAAUUCAAGCAUUGAAGACGCUGUGGAUAUUAACCAUAUGGAUAAUGCUGGUAUACCUCUAAUGGAUUUUGAUCUGUCACAGUGUAGCUAUUCCAACAACUACAUGCAUUCGCAAUCGCCUGAUGUCAUGUUCCCAUGCGGUUCACAGGCAAUGGCAAAGCCUCAAACAUUGGCAGCAGCUCUUUCGCAAGAAAUUUUGGAAGCUGAGCCCCAUGUAGCCCCAGAUUUAAUUCAUGCAUCCACCUAUUCCAAUUGUGGUGUUGGCGAUGAUAAUGACAAUAACAAUGCACCAUCAAUUCCGAUUCAAGUUGAUUUUAUAGAUGGCAAUGAUAACUUGCAUGAAGAGACCGCAACAUGCAGUGAGACUUCAACUUCAACCUUGCAGCCUAUGGAUGGUGGAUGUGAGUCGCCAAAGUUGUUUAAUCCCUCGAAGAGUGAACGCAUGCAGGAGAAACGUUCUAAACUACAUUUGGACACCAAACGUCGCAGACGGAUGGUCGAGAUCGUAACGAUGGAUACUCCAGGAAUUGUAAAUAUGUUAGAUGAGAUGAGAUUUUUCCAACAGCUAAUGUCUAGCUCUCCUUCGAACGAGGCCAAAGCAGAAAUCAAAUUUGAAAUAGAUGAGGUAUCAUUGGAAAAUGUUAAUGUGGAUGGUGGUGAAUCCAAUUCGAUAAUCAUAAAAUCUGAAGCCGAUCAUAGCAAUUUCUCCGAUGAUAUUUCUUCCUCCUGCACAACAUACAGCUGUAACUCCAACUCAAAUCAAACCAACUUUACCAACAUUUUGAAUGCUUCAUCACCCUGCUCGCCUACCUCCUCCUCCUGCGCCUCGACCAGCACCAAUACAAAACGAGGUCGUGGACGCCCCGCCAAAUUGCAUAGUGAUAUGCCCGAUUUAUCACAAAUCGCCCAUUUGUCCGAAACCGAACAAAAGAAGGUUUUGGAGAGAGCAAAGAAUAAUGAGGCCAGCCGCAAAUCUCGUUUGAAGAACAAACAGCGUGACAUUGAAAUGGAAAGGGAGGAACUUGGGCUCUCAGAGCAGAACAGAAAACUUGAGGAGGAAUAUCAAAGUAUAGAACAUAUGAGAAUGAAAUUUCAACGUGCCCUUAAACGUGUGCAUCUCAGAUUCUCACCAUAUUGCAAUGACCCAUUCAAUAAUGUGAAAACCCACGGAACGAAUAUCGUUGGCCCAUUUGAUAAAAAAAUAACCAAAUGGUUUAAUGGUAUGAAAGAAGUGGUCGAGAUGAUGAUGAAGACGAAGGUGGAUGAUGUUGAAGAUGAAGAAGAAGUUGGUGAUGAUCUCUCGAUAUUGCCACAAGACAUUUGGUGCCAAGAGUACUUGCAGCAAGCCGCAAUAUCGACUUUGUCAGCAACAACUUCAAGCACUUCAGUUACAACAUCAAAUAUUAAUAACAGCAAUAGCAAUACCACCAACAACAACAACAAUAGCACUAUUAAUUACAACAACCGCUAUAACAGAAUUACUAGUGACAGUGGUAAAGAAAGCAGCAGUAGCAGUAACACUGAAGUGAAUCAUCUUUGCUUGGAUACCUUUGAAAAUUUUGAAUUCGAUAUUGAACUGUUGACGGAAAAUAAAAGCAAAGACCAGGACAAGGCAUCAACUGGGCAAUUGUUACAGAAACAAUUGUCAGCAGAUGAUAAACAUCAUCUAAAUCAAUCUACAACAACAAAUCUACUUGAUCAUCUUAUUCCCUACGAUAUUGAAGAAGGAACGGAUACGGAUACCGAAAAGCAAAAGCAGCAAUUCGAUGACAUCUUUAAUUUUCCACCCACCAGCCAAAACUUAAACGAUGAUAAUUUAUUUUCUGAUGAUUUCGCUAGCAUUAAUUCAAGCAUUGAAGACGCUGUGGAUAUUAACCAUAUGGAUAAUGCUGGUAUACCUCUAAUGGAUUUUGAUCUGUCACAGUGUAGCUAUUCCAACAACUACAUGCAUUCGCAAUCGCCUGAUGUCAUGUUCCCAUGCGGUUCACAGGCAAUGGCAAAGCCUCAAACAUUGGCAGCAGCUCUUUCGCAAGAAAUUUUGGAAGCUGAGCCCCAUGUAGCCCCAGAUUUAAUUCAUGCAUCCACCUAUUCCAAUUGUGGUGUUGGCGAUGAUAAUGACAAUAACAAUGCACUAUCAAUUCCGAUUCAAGUUGAUUUUAUAGAUGGCCAUGAUAACUUGCAUGAAGAGACCGCAACAUGCAGUGAGACUUCAACUUCAACCUUGCAGCCUAUGGGUGGUGGAUGUGAGUCGCCAAAGUUGUUUAAUCCCUCGAAGAGUGAACGCAUGCAGGAGAAACGUUCUAAACUACAUUUGGACACCAAACGUCGCAGACGGAUGGACGAGAUCUCACCGAUGGAUACUCCAGGAAUUGUAAAUAUGUUAGAUGAGAUGACUGGCGAUAAACACUCGGGUGAAAAAUCAGUAGAUUUUUUCCAACAGCUAAUGUCUAGCUCUCCUUCGAACGAGGCCAAAGCAGAAAUCAAAUUUGAAAUAGAUGAGGUAUCAUUGGAAAAUGUUAAUGUGGAUGGUGGUGAAUCCAAUUCGAUAAUCAUAAAAUCUGAAGCCGAUCAUAGCAAUUUCUCCGAUGAUAUUUCUUCCUCCUGCACAACAUACAGCUGUAACUCCAACUCAAAUCAAACCAACUUUACCAACAUUUUGAAUGCUUCAUCACCCUGCUCGCCUACUUCCUCCUCCUGCGCCUCGACCAGCACCAAUAGAAAACGAGGUCGUGGACGCCCCGCCAAAUUACAUAGUGAUAUGCCCGAUUUAUCACAAAUCGCCCAUUUGUCCGAAACCGAACAAAAGAAGGUUUUGGAGAGAGCAAAGAAUAAUGAGGCCAGCCGCAAAUCUCGUUUGAAGAACAAACAGCGUGACAUUGAAAUGGAAUGGGAGGAACUUGGGCUCUCAGAGCAGAACAGAAAACUUGAGGAGGAAUAUCAAAGUAUAGAACAUAUGAGAAUGAAAUUUCAACGUGCCCUUAAACGUGGGCAUCUCAGAUUCUCACCAUAUUAAAAAAAAAAAAAAACACAAUAAAAACAUAUUCUCAAGAAUACGCAUCUACCUGAUUCGCAACUAGGCCUCAUUUAUGCUGGUGUCGCGGUAGCCAUAACAAACAUAGUUUCUUAGUUGUUGUUAGUUUUAUUUCUAUUAUUAAUAUAACUACUUAAAGUACUUUAUCAUACCUAUACAUACUAGAAUAUAAAACCCCUAUAAGGGAUAAUUACCAUCAUAUAUUGCUAGUGUUUAAGAAGAAUUUUUUAAUUAUCAUCACUUGAUAUAAAACUCUAUUAAAAUUUUAUUCCUUUUUUUGCAAAUUGUAUGUUAAAAUAUUUUAUAAAAAUACAAACAUAUUACGUUUCUCAAUACAAACACUUGUGUUUUGUUUAUUCUUCUUAAUUAUAUUUUUUCUUCCACAAUUUUAUGGUAUAUUAUUGAGAUUGUCAAUAUACAUAUAUAUAUAUAUAUAUUUUUUUUUAUUACAAUGGGUUUGGAUUUAUUAUACAAAAAAAAAACACACACACACACAAAAUAAACAAUAUAUGUAAUUUUUAAUUUUUAAUAUAAUUUAUUCAUCAUGCGAAAAUCUAUCGCAACCCCCCCCCCCCCCCCCAAAAAAAAAAAAAUAUACAAAAAAAAAUAAAUAAAAGUAUGAAACAUACAUUUAUGAAUAUAUAUAUAUAUACUAAUAAAAUUGUAUCUAUUCUAGAAAAACAUUGUAAACAAACAUUAAUGAAGAAAAUCAGAAAAAGGAAAAAAAAGAACAAAAUAAAAGAAACCAUUGUUGAUUAGCAACAGAUUGUGUUUAUAACACAAGAUUUCAA
Messenger RNA from Stomoxys calcitrans (stable fly), 6108 nucleotides. RefSeq names its product homeobox protein 2-like. Gene Ontology annotation, biological process: DNA-templated transcription; regulation of transcription by RNA polymerase II. The record is from RefSeq and is a predicted model, not a curated record. Gene Ontology annotation, molecular function: DNA-binding transcription factor activity, RNA polymerase II-specific; RNA polymerase II cis-regulatory region sequence-specific DNA binding. The transcript is spliced from 9 exons. Bases 854 to 5299 code for a protein of 1481 amino acids. NCBI's taxonomy places the organism in Eukaryota, Metazoa, Arthropoda, Insecta, Diptera, Muscidae.